UUGGAAAUGUCAAAAAAAGACGCACCAAUACAUUAAAACAUACAGUAGUAACAAACAAUCAUUCAGAAACAUAACAAAGUGGGUUUCGAAAACAAGACAUCGAUUAACGCCAAAAAAUAGGCAAUCACUAUUCGUAUCAUCGUAAACAACGGAUAAGUUAAACAACUUACGGCAAUUUAAAAUAAUUGUUUGUACUAUUCUUAGAUAGAGAGAGUUUUUAUUUUUUUGACAAUUCAACCGCAAUCCUGGAAUCCAUCAACGAUAUGCCCACCUCAAACGCCUUUUUAAUCAUCAAUUUAGGCUGUGAAAUGCUGUACGUUAUCGAUCAACGGCUGAAAGCACAGGGUAUUUCAUUGGAAAAAUCCGCUCAAGUUCUACGUGACUUGACAAGUGUUUUAUUUGAUCAAAAGUUGGUGGUGCAGCUGAUGAACCCACAUCCAUGCCAGCAUAUAUUGACUGUGCAACAAUGUCGAAUUUUGUUGACUGAUAUUGCUUGCUGUUCGCUGAUGCGUUUGGAUAUGACAUCAAUGGAUAAACUGUGGGAUUUGAUGGUGAUGCUUUUUAAAUGGCAACUGUACACCAUUCGUGACAAUCCCAACCGAUUGCUUGAGCUCACCUUUCGCCACAUGGACGGUGUGGCAAAAUUGAUGCCCGAAAUGAAGAAAACCUUAUUGGUUGAUUCAACGAAGCGUUGUUUGAUUGAAUUCUGGGAUGCAUGCUCACCGGAAGAGGUCGAACUUUUGAUGGGCAAACUGUUGCAAUGGAUGCAGCCGUUUAAUGUAAAAAUAUCGAUUUUAAUUCGAUCCGGUUUUCAGCGAAAUGACGGCACGUUUGAAACGACACCGGGACACAUGCAAAUUGAACAUUUUCAGGAUUACGUUGACAGCAUCGGUGAGAAUAUUUAUGCAAAAAGUGCGAGUGCCUCAAAGUCAAAGUCUCGAAAAUUGUCAAUAGAUCAGCAGAACGAAAAAAGACGAACCUCUUCAGUCAGCAAUGAGUUGAGCUCAUUGGCACAUCAGUUGAAUAUAGACAAUGACAUUGUGCCGGAAGAGCCGGUCGAUGAGCCAGCUCCAGCGGAAAAUUUGGAUGAAAUGGCCGAAAGAUCGAGCAAAAGUGAUUUAGUUGUUGACGAUGUCAAUUGUUCAAUGACAACGGAAAAUGUUGAAAUUGAAUGCACCACCGAUUCAUCGUCAAACUCGGAAUUUGUUCAUUUGAAGAAGACCACCACUGUGUUGCAAAGCUAUCUCGAGCAAUUUCAAAUGGAGAAUAUCAAAUCGAACGAGAGCAGCGAAACAUUUGACGCCACCGAAGAAUUGCUCAAAAUGUUAGACACGGAAAAUAAUGAAUCGUAAAUUGUUCAAAAUAACGAACAAUUUCUUCAUACACAGAAACCAAUCAAUAUACACACGAGUCUUUUUUUCAAGUUCAAAUUUAUUCUUCUAACAAUUUAACAAAAAAGAUGAUUGAAUUUGAACGAAUUCAAAUGACAAAAAUUUACUCCCAAAAAAAUCACAAAUGAACAAAUUUUUAAUUGAUGAUAGAAUUGCGCUUACCGAUCUCAACGGUUUUUCAGUGAGUUUUGUCCAAACUGUGCUUUUGACCGGCGCAAGAUAGCGGUGGCGUCUAUUCGCAAUUCGCGGAAUUUUUAAGAACUAUCAAUACUUGUUGUUGUUGUCAUGAAUUUCGCAACAACAAGAAGUAUUGAUAGUUCCUUAAGUUGCCGCAGAUCCUAUUUAGGCGCUACCGCUAUUCACUGUCACGUCAAAUACAUUGGUUCUUAUGGGAGAGAAGCACAGGUUGGUUUUGUCAUUCGCUCAACAAAUAGGGUGAUGAAAGAACAGGAAUUGAACAUUUACAUAAAGAAGCGAAUGGAUGUGACAACGAAAUUGG
Sitodiplosis mosellana (orange wheat blossom midge) is the source of this 1890-nucleotide messenger RNA. RefSeq names its product protein OSCP1 (gene OSCP1). Gene Ontology annotation, biological process: transport. The record is from RefSeq and is a predicted model, not a curated record. NCBI's taxonomy places the organism in Eukaryota, Metazoa, Arthropoda, Insecta, Diptera, Cecidomyiidae. The coding region runs from base 264 to 1352 and encodes 362 amino acids. The transcript has 4 exons. Gene Ontology annotation, cellular component: cytoplasm; plasma membrane.